This is a messenger RNA of Cladophialophora immunda, 2689 nucleotides long. RefSeq lists its product as uncharacterized. NCBI's taxonomy places the organism in Eukaryota, Fungi, Ascomycota, Eurotiomycetes, Chaetothyriales, Herpotrichiellaceae. Gene Ontology annotation, cellular component: microtubule; cytoplasm; membrane. Gene Ontology annotation, molecular function: microtubule binding; GTPase activity; GTP binding. The coding region runs from base 1 to 2547 and encodes 848 amino acids. The transcript has 3 exons. The record is from RefSeq and is a predicted model, not a curated record.
AUGGAACCAAUGUAUCCUGAAGUCCACUGGCAGGUUCAAGAACACGACGAGCUCCUCGACGUCGUCGACAGCUUGAGAUCUCAGGGCGUUCAACACUACAUCGAUCUCCCUCAGCUGAUUGUCUGCGGGGAUCAGAGUGCUGGAAAGUCGAGUGUCUUAGAGGCCAUCUCGGGAGGUCUCCGCUUUCCUACUAGAGAUACCUUGUGCACUCGAUUCGCCACCGAGCUCAUCCUGAGAAGAGGUCCAACUUCACAAACCAGGAUUUCGAUCAUUCCGGAUGGAGACCGCCCGAAGACGGAGCAAGACGCUCUGGCAGGAUUCGUACCGCCAAUAACGAACCUGGAUCAAUUUCCGGCAAUCAUUGAUGCUGCAGCCACGGCCAUGGGAAUAGAUCCCGACCGAAAAACUUUCAGCAAAGAUACUCUGAGGGUAGAGCUCUCUGGACCUACUCAGCCUCAUCUUAUACUUGUUGAUCUGCCCGGACUUUACCACGCUGGCGACGAACACCAGUCCACCGCUGACGCGGAAGUCAUUCGCAAGCUCGUGAAGAGCUACAUGGGAAAGCAGAGGAGUAUCAUUCUCGCCGUUGUCUCGGCCCAAAAUAUCCUUCCCAUGCAAGUGGUGACAGAGUAUGCAAAAGAGCAGGACCCCCUUGGCGAACGUACUCUAGGUAUCAUUACGAAGCCAGAUACACUCGAAGCAGGCUCUGCCAAGCAAAGCGAUUAUCAAGAACUUGUGCGGAGGGAUGAUGGCAAGUUCAAACUCGGUUGGCACAUGUUGAGAAACCGCGAUUACAGCACCAGGGGCUGCUCUACCGCAGAGAGAGAUCAGGCAGAGGAAGACUUUUUCAAACAAGAAGACUGGAAAGCAUUGCCCAAGGGAAGGGUUGGCAUCCAGAGCCUCAGAACACGGCUAAGCAAAAUCCUCCUCUCACACAUAUCUAAGGAGCUUCCUGAAAUACUGCGCGAAGUUGAAAGUGGAAUUUUGAAAUGCGAGGAAGGACUCAAGGAACUUGGAUCAUCCAGGGAUACAAUCGCUCUACAACGCAAAUAUCUGCGUGACGCAAGCAAGAAGUUCAGCGACCUCAUGAAGGACUCUAUCGGUGGAGACUAUUCUGACCCCUUCUUUGAUCCUCGAAAUGAAGAAGGUUACAAGAGACGACUUCGGGCAGUUAUCCAGAACAUCAUGAGUGGAUUCGCCGAGGAAAUGCGAUUGAGGGGCCAUUCUGUGCGCCUGGUGGACAGUAAACCAGAUCAUCAUGGCCCAGAUGGCACCGAUAACCCCCAGGUCAGAACACGCGACGAAUUUCUGGAGUAUGUCAAGCAUCGAAUGAGGAUAAAUCGUGGAACGGAGCUGCCAGGAAUCUUCAAUCCCAGCGUCAUCGGUGAGCUCUUCCGCGACCAGUCCAAGGGUUGGGAGGCAAUUGUCCACCGCGCCCGAAAGAAACUGAUGGAUGCCACGGAAGACACGAUCACUCGUGCGCUUGGGCAUGUCACUGACCAGAGCACCGCAUAUGCCAUCCAGCUAUACCUCAUCCAGUCGAGACUGGGGACUAUUGGCGAAGGGUUUCACAAGAAAACGGACGAAGUGCUCACACCCCACAAAAAGGGCCAUCCUGCAACGCUCAAUCAUUAUUUCAUCGAGAAUCUGCAGAAGAAGCGACGGCAGGAGUCGCGGAAAUUGAUGGCUGAAAAGCUUGCCAACUUUUUUGGGAAGGGCCCUGAAGGAGAGGGUGGUUCUGACCAGUUCUACGAGGGACAAUUCAACAUGAGAGCCCUCCUUGACUCCCUCGUGAUGCAGACAGAAGUUGAUUUCGAGCGAUUCGCCUGCAUCGAAGCCACAAAUGCAAUGGAGGCAUACUACAAGGUUGCACUGAAAUCCGUCAUUGAUUCAUUCAACACGUAUGCCGUCGAGGGAGCCCUGAUGAAGGAGCUGCCCAAUAUUCUCGCCGCUGAAGUGGUGGACAAACUGGACGACGAGGCGGUGAGGAAAGUCGCGGCUGAGUCGGCCGAAUCGAUUGCUCAGCGAGCCGAACUGGAACAAAAGCAUUCGACCCUUCAACAAUCACUGAAAACACUGCAAAGACUGAAGAUCGCAAAGAUCUCUGACCCUAUUUCGGAGCCAAAUGCCAUCAACUCAAUUGGUCCAGAAGCCAGCAGCGCCGCAGUCAGCACCGUAUCCGUGGAACCGGACAGUCCCAGGCAGCGGGCCAGGGCAUCCAGUACGGCCUUGACCUCCCCUGAUUCUGCCAUCGGCUUGGGCGAUGAGGAAGACGACGAAAACAUUAGCAAACCCACUGAGGACUUUCGUCGAUCGUAUACCUCUCCACGACGGUACGUGACGUCAACGGGGAGUCCUCGACACCGUCGGAUCUCCUCUGUCCAAGGAGACACAUAUAAUGCGGCCAACAAGUCUCCUGCGACGGAGCAAGUAUAUGCAACAACCCUCUUGGGAGAUGACACCACCAGCGCGGGAAGUAGCAGCCCUGUCCAUGGUAGUGGUAGUAGUGGUCAGCCAAGACGUGUAAGCAUCCGAUCACACUCAUGAUGCUAGGCUUAGGGACUGCGGAAGACAGCUCACAUGUUGUACAAAAGGGGCUCAAUGGGAUGGAACAUGGUCUUUUUUCUUGAUAUUUCGGAGUCUGGAUUGCGAUGACGGACUGUACAAUAGCCUUGCCGAGAACUCUUCA